AUGGAACCAAAAGAUGAGCAGAGAAAUGAAGUGCUUGAUGUUUGUCAAGUUCCAUUCACAGAUAAUCAUGAAUAUUUGGAGCUUGAGCCAUCUAUUGAGCAGCCACUUCCGUCAGCUCUGGAAGAGAAGAUCAAUUGUCCAUUGGAGGUGGCACUAUCCUCUUACCUGGUAGAUGACUCAAUUCAUAUUGACAAAGGUAUACAAAAUGUAAUAGGUCAAGAUUCUGAGGUUCGGGAGUCUCACAAGUGUGAGUUGGAUGUGAACGAGUUGGCAAAAUUACCCCAAGAAGUAUUUGAUGAAAAUCCUGAAGUUCAAGAGUUGGAGAAUUACAGGCCGACUGAGACAGGGAAAGAUGCAGCCCUCCAAGGUGGAUUAGUUUAUUCACAAACAGCAGUUGACACAAGUUCGCCUGAUAUAACUCAAGUAAAACAGCAGCCACAGGAAGCACUGGAGGAAGGGCUAGUCCCUGCAGCAAUGGUGGAUUAG
Ilex paraguariensis (yerba mate) is the source of this 486-nucleotide messenger RNA. The record is from the annotation of a GenBank genome assembly. Lineage: Eukaryota; Viridiplantae; Streptophyta; Magnoliopsida; Aquifoliales; Aquifoliaceae.